UCAUCACAUCCUUCCAUCCCGAAUAAUUCGACCAUUUUCGCUCAAACUCCAGCCGCGCCUACACAAGCGUCGACCAUGACAAUCACGGCUCCGAUUUCCAGAACAAUGGCCACUCCGCGGACGCAGCCAAGCACCGUCGUGAUUUCAACGGCUGCUCAAACUCAAGCGAUGACCACACCCUUAGUCGGAUCCGUGGCUAGGAUGCCAACACCAACGAGACUCUUCAGCCAACCGGCAGCGACGGUGCCGUCAACACCAAAACCGACCCUUUUCGGCAGAUUACUUCAAGCUAUCACGCCCGGCACGCUUACACGUUCCGCAUCCGUGCCGCAUAUUCCCUUGAAUACAACCGCGUCGAAUGUCAUCGUUACAACCAGUAUAACGAAUCCGAUGUUCUCCACACCGUCGUUUACUAGAGCACAGCCGGUCACGACGAGUCAGCCCAUGUCAACGGCUUCAAACGUCGUCACUCCACCAACGUCGUUCUUCCAGGCUCCUAUACCGACCGUUCCGCCAACAACGACAUCGGCAAACGCUCCGAUUCCUACGUCGGUAGUUCCUCAAGCGCCUACAUCGACUGUACCAUCGUUCGCCCCACCAACUUCCACAUCAGUUGCCGCUCCGGUCUCUACAUCAUCGGCUUAUCCGUUCACGCCGGUGACUACAGCCACCAUGCACGUCCCGACGACCAGUAAUGCGACGCACGUCCCAGUGUCGGUCCCGUUGCCACCCAGGUCUUCAGCUUCGGUCCCAUUUCCGCCCGGAUCUUCAACUUCGACUCCGUUACCACCCGUGUCUUCAGCAAGCGCUUCGUCGUGGUUUUCAUCGUGGAGGAACGUUGGUCAACCGAAUUUAUUCGGGCCAAGGCAACCGGCCCAGCCACCGUCCGCUCCGCCGGCCCAGCCACCGUCCGCUCCGCCGGCCCAGCCACCUUCUGCUCCGCCGGCCCAGCCACCUUCUGCUCCGCCGGCCCAGCCACCUUCUGCUCCGCCGGCCCAGCCACCGUCUGCUCCGCCGACCCAGCCACCGUGUGCUCCUCCGGCCCAGCCACCGUUUGCUCCGCCAACUCAACCACCGUCUUUCCCGCCAGCGUCUAGUGCAAGCCACGCUUGGCCCCCGAAUCCGCCGCCGACCACUUCAAUUCAGAUGGGCACGGUCCCGACGAGUUCAAUUCCGACAAGUGAAACGCAAGUCACCUCCGCACCGCCUUACAGCACUAGUCAUGUGCCGGUCAGCCUAGGUCCGUCAUACGGUCCGGGUUUGUCCGCCUACAAUCCGAUUGUGUCUACAGCUCCAUUUGAAAUGGGUUCGAUUUACGGGCCGGCCACCGCGGCUGCAACCCCGACCUCAUCGUCAUUUACGCCAUCAACCAGUCUUGGACACGCCCCGACGUUCUUUCCAAGAGCCUCUGCACCGCCAUUCGUGCCAACCAGCCUGACAUUCGCGUCCGGCUUCCCUGGACCUUCCGCUCCUCCACCGACAACCGACAACCCGCACGGAGUCUAUACGCCAGACGCCUGGAUCCAUGGCCUCAGUGCUGUUCACGCUCCGCCAGGCCGUUCGAGUAUCAAACCACCGCGGAUGAAGGCGCCGAGCUUUGAUGGAGACCCUCGAAAUUGGCCAAUGUUUAUUCAGAUGUUUAAGGUCUUCGUCCACGAUGCCGUUAGUUCCGACGCGGAACGAAUCGCUCAUCUUCACGACGCCCUUACUCCAUCGAUUAGAAAGGACAUUGGUGGAGCGUUGUUGAAUCCCGGUCUCUACCAACACGCUCUCAACGAACUCCAGAAACGAUACGGCAAUCCGCAAAUCGUCUCUCAGGCUUGCACCGAAUCAAUCCUGAAACUCCGGCCCUUCAAAGACAACGAUUUUAAUGCCCUCCGCUCCUUCUCCGCGGAUCUUCACUCCGUCGUGGCGACGUUACGGCUUGGGGGGUAUGGAAUGGAGCUUUACAGUCACGCUACUCUCUCGCAGCUGGUUGCCAAGCUCCCACCGGCUCUGAAAAGUCGAUGGGGCGAGAAGAGUUGGGCGAUGCAACCUGCGCUCGCGUCUAUUGAAGACUUGGACCAAUGGCUCGACGGAGUUGCUAUGGCCGAAAAAUCCAUCCGGGCCAGUUCAGUGGAAUCGUCUCAUCAGCGGCCCGUGAAACCGACUGAGGAGAAGCGACGUACGCACAAACCGAAUGUUUUUAACAUUACGUCAACGAAUCCCACAAAAACUGACGCCGAGGAUAAACGCCCGAGAUGCUUAGGGUGCAACAGCACGCACCAGCAUCGGCUAAAGGACUGCAGAAAAUUCAAGGAUUUGCCAGUCGAAAAACGAGCCAAGAUAGUGAAAGAUUCGAAUCUUUGUCUUCGCUGUUUAGGUAGUGGUCAUAUCGGCAAAGACUGUACAAAGCCCGAACGCUGUUCCAAACCCGAAUGCGAUGGGACUCACCACUUGCUACUGCAUGGAGCUCCACGACUUUUUCCUAAAAGGACGGAUCCUAAGCCACCAACUCCGGCGACAUUUUCCGGUUCAAUUGCAUCGAGAUCGUCCGGAAGCCGCAUUUUACUGCCGAUCGUCCCGAUCAUCCUAAAGACAGAUGGGAAAGAGUUCCCGCUCUACGCUCUUCUUGACUCCGGAAGUGAAAUUUCCGUUAUAAAGGGGGAGACGGCGAACCUCCUCAAUCUACAUGGCAGAGUGGAGAGGGUAGCGACGAGAACGGUCAACGGCGAGACGAAAUCUGCCGAUCGAAAGAUCGUCAAUUUCAGUGUUUCUUCGACGGACGGUCGUUUUUCUUUCGACAUCUCGGAUGUUCACGUCAUGGAAACCUUCGAACUGAACAAGCGAUCAAUCGACCUUGCUCGCCUGAGCAAGCAGUGGCCUCAUCUCGUUCACGUCCCAGUUUAUCCGACUACGCAAGAAGAUGUCGCCAUCUUAAUCGGCCACGAUCAUCCAGCAGCCAUCGAAAUCUUCGAGACCCGAAAGGACCCCUUCGACCAACGAGCUCCUCGCGCUUAUCUAACAGCUUUCGGUUGGUGCAUAGGCGGUCCAAGCGGCCGACUCGAUAACGGAGCAAGUAACUGCUAUCACUCCAGCACGGCCGAAAGGGAUUGUGACGUCAUGCUGCAUCAAUUCAUCGAAGCCGACACGUUCGGGACGAAGCCAAACGUCGCAAAACCAAUUGGUGCGGAAGAGAAGCGAGCGUGGGAGAUCUUGAACAGCACUACCAGACACACCGGUGAAAGGUACGAGGUGGGUCUGCUCUGGAAAGCGGAUGAUUCCGUUGUCCCAAACAACUUCUUUUCCACCCAACGGCGAUUUACUAACCUCGAAGGUAAAUUCGCCAAAAACGAAGGACUUGCCGAGACUUACCGGGCCGUCAUCAACACCUACGUCAACCUGAAGCACGCCCGAAAAUUAUCGAAGGAAGAAAUUGACUCUGGUCCAGAUGGGCGAACCUGGUAUUGCUCGCAUCAUCCCGUCUUCAAUCCGAACAAGCCGGGAAAAUGCAGAGUCGUUUUCGACCUGUCCGCCAAGUACAAAGGAGUGUGCCUCAACGACGUUCUUUUGAAAGGUCCUGAUCUUCUAACCAAUCUCAUCGGCAUUCUUCUCCGAUUCCGACAGCAUGCAGUUCCGAUCGUCGCCGACGUGGAAAAGAUGUUCCAUCAAGUGCGAGUGAGACCUUCCGACGGGCCGGCUUUCCGCUUCAUCUGGCGUGAUCCAGGUGAUACUAAACCUCCGGAUAUCUACCAGAUGGACGUACAUCUCUUCGGUGCUGUCUCUUCACCGGCCGUCUGUGCCAACGCACUACAAAAAGCCGUCAAAGACAGCAAAGAUGCGGAAUCGCUGCUACCCCAAAUCACUCGACAUUUCUACGUGGAUAAUUGGCUAGCGUCCUUUCCUUCAGCCGCCGAAGCUAUAUCGACUGCCCACCGAUUGACUGAAGCCCUGAAGGUUGGAGGUUUCCCAUUGACGCAGUGGGCCACUUCCAACGAAGCCGUAAGGAAGUCACUUCCAGGGAUUCAGCAGGAAGGAGCAUCCAUCAAUAUGGACUUGGACGCCGAUCCGAUCGAACGAACUCUCGGUUUAGUCUGGGAUUUCCGUCGCGACGUCUUCGUCCUAGGUGCAAAGGCGGAUCCUGGUGGAAGAACAAAACGAGAUCUUCUUAAGUCAAUUUUCAGCAUCUUCGACCCCCUCGGCUUUCUAGCGCCGAUAGUUUUCCAAGCGAAGGUCCUCAUGCAGGAUAUAUGGCGCCACAAAUUCGAUUGGGACGACGAGCUAAGCCAAGAUCUUAUUGACCGCUGGAUCCGAUGGGCAGAAAAUUUGCCCUCACUCUCCGGACUCGUUUUACAACGAUGCAUCGCUCCCAGCCGAGAAGACAUCGUAGCGACCGAACUGCACGUUUUUGUGGACGCCUCAGAAUUGGGCUUCGGUGCUGUCGCAUACGUCCGAUUGUUCAGCGAUGGAUCAGCCAGUGUCCGGUUCAUCAUCUCGAAAGCUAGAGUCGCUCCGCUUAAAUUCCUGACGAUCCCACGUCUAGAACUUAAUGCUGCCGUUCUAGCCGCGCGUCUCGGCGCACAAGUGCGUACGAAGCUGGACAUCGUCUUCGACCAAAUUCUUUAUUGGACCGAUUCUACAACCGUGCUUAGCUGGAUCACAUCCCGUAAUUGCCGUUUCAACAAUUACGUCGGAAAUCGUGUUGGCGAAAUAUUCGAAAGUUCAACGCCCGCUCAAUGGAAUUACGUCCCAAGCGCCAGCAAUCCCGCCGACGACGCCAGCCGUGGUCUGGAUCCUUCCGAGUUUACCGUUGAGCAUCGUUGGUUCUCCGGUCCGCCGUUUCUUCAAGGCCUCGACGAAUGGCCGAAACUCAAGGUUCUUCCGCCGGUGGAAGCAAGCGACCCAGAGAUCCGCGAAACGUCCUGGGUCGGGCUUGUACAAAGAGAAAGCGACGCAAUCGAUCUUCUCAUCGAACGGAAAUCCCGGCCUUUGAUCAUCUUCAACACCGUCGCCUACAUUUAUCGCUUCAUCCGGAACGCCCGUCAAAAGGACCGCAACCAGCGUUCAAUAGGCCAACUUUCGGUCGAAGAAAUUGAAGUUGGAAAGGCGUUCAUUCUCCGCCGGAUGCAAUCUAACGCGUUUCAACAGGAGGUGAACGACCUACGGGCCGGCCACCAAAUCGAAGAGAUUUCCAAGAUCGUCAAGUUGACUCCUUACUUCGACCACCACGGCCUCAUGUGUGUUGGCGGGCGACUUGAAAAGGCGCCUCUCCCGAUCGACGUCCGCCACCCAAUCAUUCUGCCUCGUUCCGAGCGGAUGACUGAGCUAAUUCUCUUCAAACUCCACCGUGAUCGCGGCCAUCUCUCGGCUAGCCAGCUUCAUCACGAGGCGCGUCAGCAAUACUGGAUUCCGAAGGGCCGAAUCGCGGCCCAACGAGCUUACCACCAGUGUCACCGUUGCAGAAGGAUAAACGCGAAAGCAAGGAAUCCAUUCAUGGCUGCUCUACCCGCUUCCCGGUUAAAAAUUGGCUAUCCCGCGUUCACCCACACCGGUGUAGAUUACUUCGGCCCCAUCGAGGUGUUAAUUUUCCGUCGUACCAUCAAACGUUGGGGUGUUCUCUUUACAUGCCAGACUUCAAGAUGCGUCCACCUCGAAAUGGCUUAUUCAAUGGAUACAAGUUCCUUCAUCGCUGCACUCGAACGCUUCCAGAAUCGUCGCGGCGUCCCAGCGUCUUAUCACAGCGACAACGGGACUAACUUCGUCGGAGCGCAACGAGAGCUGGCCGAAUGCCUCCAGAACUUGAACCAACAUGCCAUCCAGCGGCACCUGAGUCGUCAGCCGUCAAAAUGGGUUUUCAAUCCUCCAGCUGCUCCACAUUUCGGGGGUAGUUGGGAACGGAUGGUUCGUGCCGCCAAGAUCGCGUUGCGAGCAGUACUAGGAAAUCAACGCCUCACCGACGAGAUCCUGUUAACCGCCCUCACGCUCGUCGAGAACAUCCUCAAUAGUCGCAAGUUGACCCCAAUGAGCGAGGACGCGACCGAUCCCGAAUGUUUGACCCCAAACCAUCUACUGCUGGGCCGUGCAACUCCAAAUCUUCCGCCUGACGUCUUCACCAAGGAUGAUUUGAACGCCAAGCAGAGAUGGCGAAUCUCGCAGGCUGUUGCGGAUCAAUUCUGGCAUCGUUGGAUGAAGGAGGUUCUACCGAGCCUCACCGAGCGCGAGAAAUGGUACCGAGAAGGCCCAAAUCUCGAAGUAGGAGACAUCGUCGUCAUCAUCGAUCCAGCUACACCUCGUGGAUCGUGGCCGACUGGAAGGAUCCUGCAAACAUUCCCUGGCGAUGACGGAGUGGUCCGCUCCGCGACCGUCCAGACGAAGGGGACUGAACGCCAUCGACCAGCUCACCACUUGUUUCCCCUGGAAUCCGUCCGGAUCCGAGAGGGUGCUCUUCGUAUGACGAAGCGCAGGGCCGGCGAUGUUGGCGUUCCUGAGCCCGCCAAGAGCGUGCGUUUUAAUUUGGACCUGGCAACGCAGCGCGAGGGGUAA
Molecule: messenger RNA, 6522 nt
Organism: Daphnia pulex (common water flea)
Lineage: Eukaryota; Metazoa; Arthropoda; Branchiopoda; Diplostraca; Daphniidae
Exons: 1
Coding region: 76-6522 (2148 amino acids)
Biological process (GO): DNA integration
Molecular function (GO): zinc ion binding; nucleic acid binding
Source: RefSeq, a predicted model, not a curated record